UAUACUCCAUGUAAAUCAGUCCAGCCGUCGCAGCAGCAACAGUCAAAACAAGCGAGACACAUCCCAUCUGCACAUUUUACCGUUUGGGUGUUGCCGGUGCACAUCUCCCGCACCCUCGAGCAGGGGGGAGCUGAUCUUUUGCUAUUUUACAUCAUCCCUUUUUCUUAGUGCAGCUCGAUGGGCAAACAUUCGUAGUGUCCGUUUCGUUGUUUGUGUCAUGAAUUUUGUUAUUUUUAUUUUUAAGGAAUAACAUCGGUGCGGAAACAAUGUUGGAUGCCUCAAAUCUGCCCCUGACUGGCCGACCAUCUGGGACCUACCAUCUAUCUCCCUCCAUCUCGGAGAACCAAUGUCCCACGCGAGAUGCACGCGAGCUAGAGAUGGCUCGGGCAGCUACUCGCUUAGUGAGGGACAAGGGCGGACGAUGUGAAGCACGCUACUGUCUCUUCGGCAUGGAAGCAAAAAAGAAAUGUUCUGUGUCAAAGUUCAGUUUGGGGCUGGCUUUGUUCCGAGAUCCCCGAUCCAUCGGGCCUCAAGGGUCGGUGGUACAAUUAAGUACUGUACCUUACCUAAGGUACAUGAGUAGUGCCAUUUAACGUCGUACAUGACCAAUGCACAUAACAGACCAGGGACCAACACUGCUCGAGUUGCACAUGUUGGGUCGGGUGGCUUGCAUUGACGAGAACCUGGGGCAAUUGACCGUUAAAAAAGAGCAAUUUGCAAUUUCCCUCCCUGUGUUUUGAGU
Molecule: messenger RNA, 742 nt
Organism: Pyricularia oryzae 70-15
Lineage: Eukaryota; Fungi; Ascomycota; Sordariomycetes; Magnaporthales; Pyriculariaceae
Exons: 2
Coding region: 267-593 (108 amino acids)
Source: RefSeq, a predicted model, not a curated record